CAAUUAACACAUUCUUUCUAAACACUUGAACAUUUUUCUACCCUCACCUCAAACGGUCAAACCCCACUAGAGAUUGUAUCUUUCUAGACAAACACAUUUUGCUAUACCAUUCAAAGAUUGUUUAUAUCAUUGUUAGCUAUGAAGAGACAGAGAGACAAUGAAGGAACAGAGAGUUUCGAUUUAACAAACUGUCUUAUGUUAAUGCUGUCUUAUCCAAAACAGAAAAGAACCAUUAAUGAGAGUGUUGAAUUUGAGUGCAAAACCUGCAACCGCAAGUUCUCAUCAUUUCAAGCUCUGGGUGGCCACAGGGCUAGCCACAACCACAAGAGAGUGAAGCUGGAAGAACAGGCCAAGACUCCGAGUUUGUGGGACAACAACAAACCCAGAAUGCACGUGUGCUCUGUUUGUGGGUUGGGGUUCUCUCUGGGACAGGCUCUUGGAGGCCACAUGAGAAAACACAGAAACAAUGAAGGGUUUUCUUCUUCUUCUUCUUCUUCUUAUUCAAUCAAGGAAGAAGUUGCAAAAUUUCCAGUUUUGAAAAGAUUGAAUAGUAGUAAGAGGGUCUUGUGCUUGGACUUGGAUUUGAACUUCCCCCCUAUGGAGAAUGACUUCAUGUUUGGGAUGAAAUCACCAAGCCCUGUUCCACUUUCUCUGUUCUGAUGAUCAGCCUCACAUUUUUUUCUUUACCCUUUGAUCUGGACAUGUAUUCUUUCAAUUCUUUUGUGUAAGAAACUAAAAAUUCAUUCAUUUUUUUUCACUUAUAUACAGAUUAUUGAUUCUUGUUAAA
Molecule: messenger RNA, 787 nt
Organism: Lotus japonicus
Lineage: Eukaryota; Viridiplantae; Streptophyta; Magnoliopsida; Fabales; Fabaceae
Product: zinc finger protein ZAT11-like
Exons: 1
Coding region: 139-660 (173 amino acids)
Source: RefSeq, a predicted model, not a curated record